Molecule: messenger RNA, 1663 nt
Organism: Impatiens glandulifera
Lineage: Eukaryota; Viridiplantae; Streptophyta; Magnoliopsida; Ericales; Balsaminaceae
Product: vicianin hydrolase-like
Exons: 13
Coding region: 17-1549 (510 amino acids)
Biological process (GO): carbohydrate metabolic process
Molecular function (GO): beta-glucosidase activity
Source: RefSeq, a predicted model, not a curated record
AGUUGCAUUAACAAAGAUGGGAGCUGGUGGUGGUUCUCACUCAUCCUUUUUCUUGAGCAUAUUUCUUGCCACCUUUUUCAUAAUAAAUUCUGAAGCUGUCAACCAAACAAGACCUCCAUUCAACAGGAAAAGCUUUCCUACUGGUUUUGUUUUUGGUGCUGGUUCUGCUGCUUAUCAGUAUGAAGGGGCUGCAUUUAUAGAUGGAAAGGGAAAGAGCAUAUGGGACACUUUCACUCACCAACAUCCAGAAAAAAUAGUCGAUAAUAGCAAUGGAGAUGUGGCAAUUGACAUGUAUAAUCGCUACAAGGAGGAUAUCAAUCGCAUGGUGGAUACCGGUUUGGAUGCAUUCAGAUUUUCAAUAGCAUGGUCCAGAGUUUUACCAAAGGGCAAGGUUAGUGGAGGAGUAAAUCCUAUUGGGGUCAACUACUACAACAAUCUUAUUAAUGGCAUCCUCGCGAAAGGUUUGGUGCCCUACGUUACACUCUUCCAUUGGGAUCUACCCCAAGCUCUUGAAGAUGAGUAUGGAGGGUUCUUAAGUGACAACAUAGUGAAUGAUUAUCGUGAUUACGCCGACUUUUGUUUUAAGACAUUUGGAGACCGAGUUAAACAUUGGUUCACAUUAAACGAGCCUUUGACGUAUUGUCUCAAUGGUUAUACUACGGGCACCCACGCUCCUGGCCGAUGUUCUAACUAUAUCGGGAACUGCACUUCUGGCAACUCGGCUACUGAACCCUAUAUUGUCGCGUACCACUUGAUCCUUUCUCAUGCUUCCGCCGUCAAAGUUUAUAGAGAAAAAUACAAGACUUAUCAAAAAGGGGAGAUUGGGGUAACAUUGGUUACACAUUUCUUCAAUCCACUUACAAAUACAGCUAGUGAUGAAAGAGCUGCUAGAAGGGCUCUAGAUUUUUGGUUUGGAUGGUUUUUACAUCCCAUGACCUAUGGGGAUUAUCCGGAAGAAAUGAAAACUAUUAUUGGAAAUCGACUCCCUCGAUUCACCGCAGAACAGUCUAAGCUAUUGAUUAAAUCUUACGAUUUUUUGGGCGUAAAUUAUUACUCCACCUACUACGCUUCCAAUGUUUUGACGGUAAAGAGGACGAAUCUUAGCAUGUCGACCGAUAAUCAGGCUAAUAUCUCCCCACUCAAGAACGGAGUUCCAAUUGGACCAGCGACAGAUUUGAAUUGGCUUUAUAUUUAUCCAAAAGGAAUUUAUAGUCUCAUGAUCCACAUUAAAGAGCAUUAUGGAAAUCCUCCAAUCUACAUUACUGAAAAUGGAGUUGCCACGGGAAGAAAUGAUAGUCUACCGAUAAAAGAGGUGUUAAAUGACAAUAUAAGGAUUAUGUAUCAUUAUAACCAUUUGAAGUAUCUCGAGAAAUCAAUCCAGGAAGGGGCAAAUGUGAAGGGAUAUUUUAUGUGGACAUUCAUAGAUGAUUAUGAAUGGGAUGGUGGAUUUGCUUAUAGAUUUGGGCUUUACUUUGUGGACUAUAAGAAUGGGCUUAAGAGGAUCCCAAAGAAAUCUGCAUUCUGGUACAAGAACUUUAUCAAAAAGUAGGAUCCAGAAUGAGCCCAGCCCACUAUUCCGGGCCCACUUCAUUUCUUCUCUAAUUUAUCUUGAAUGUGUGUUUGUUGUUUUAUUUUAAAUAAGAAUUAAGAAUAAAAAUAAGAA